Messenger RNA from Ziziphus jujuba (common jujube), 2256 nucleotides. RefSeq names its product protein PTST homolog 2, chloroplastic. The record is from RefSeq and is a predicted model, not a curated record. The transcript is spliced from 9 exons. Lineage: Eukaryota; Viridiplantae; Streptophyta; Magnoliopsida; Rosales; Rhamnaceae. Bases 231 to 1856 code for a protein of 541 amino acids.
UUAUUUUUUUUGGAGGUGAAUAGUUAGUUAAUUUAUUUGUUAGUUGUGGAAGUAGGAUAACGAAACAAAUGAAAAGGAAAUUUCCCAAAGUCUAGCAAAAUGAAACCGAGUGGACCAGAUUGAAUUAGCGGCGCAUAUAUGAAUAAGCGCGCUUCUCGAUAGAGCUUUUUCUAAACCUGCGCAUGUCGCAUUCAUCUUGGUCACCAACUGUUCGCCGAAAUGCCUGAGCCAUGCAUUCCUUCACUGCACCUUGUUCUUGCUUGCACGCCUCGCUCUGUUCCUUCACUGAAUUGAACCCACAAGUUUUUCCUUCAAUUACCAGCAUUUGGAGGAAGCAGCAGAGGUUUCUGGCCCUGAACUUAGUUGGGGAGACGGAAAAGAGAGGUUCUUUGUUUGGGUUUAAUGGGAACACUAGGGGGUAUGAAAAGGGUUUGUUUUGUGGUUGGUAUGGGCUUGUGAGGCGGUGUAAGAACUGGGAUGACGAAGGGGAUGUUGAAUUGGAGAUGGAGAUUUUUGAGUUUAUGAAGAAUUCCAAGAAGCCUGAAGCGUUUCCGAGCAAGAAAGAGUUGGUUGAUGCUGGUCGAAUGGAUUUGGUGGAAGCAAUUGUGAAGAGAGGUGGGUGGCUCUCUUUGGGUUGGGAUUUGGAUGAGGAGGAAGGAACUCAAGAAAAUGGCAUUGGGGAUUCGGGUUCUUUAGCAGAUUGUUUUCAAAAAAGCAAUAACAUGCAAGAUUCAGGGGUUGUUUCUUUCUUCUCAGAUGGUUCUUCUCAUCCAGCCUCAUCAUCCGGUAGAUCAUUAGAAACGGAAACCACAAAAGAUGAGAUUGGGGUUGAGGGUAUAUUGAGUCGACUGCAGAAACAAAGAAAUCAGACUUUUGGGCUUGGUCUGGGAGACAAAGAAGACAGUACCUUCUUGCAGAGUAAUGAUGUUAAAGAAGACUGGCAUCCCAAAUUAUCAAAAGAUUUGACAGUCACGGGCCUCACGAAAAGCAGCAGACUUUCCUCACUAAGCCCUGAGAAGACCUUAUAUGAUGAUUCAAAGGGCAGGGUUAGUCAGAAAAAAUCUCUUCCUGAAAUUGAUGGUUUAACAGGCUCAGUUAAGCCAGAAAUGUGGAGAGCUUGGAGCAUUCAGCGGGCAGGAUCUUCAGAUAUGGACUUUGAAGCUGCUGAAUUUUCAUCUGAUGAGGUUGGCAUGGGAGGGUCAAAGGACAUUUCAAAAGAUAAAAUAAUUGAAAUAAGAGAGUCUACUAGUGUGCCUAAUAAUAGGAAGGAAUUGAAUUUUCAAAUGGAGGAGAUUAGCCACAAUCAAAUACAAAGUCGUCUUCAGGACCUGGAGUUAGAGCUCUCCUCUGUGCUUCACCCAUUGAGGCCUAAAGCUAAUGAUAUUGCAAUAAAAGAGGGUCAUGAAAACUCCUCUGAUGAUUUGUGGAAGCUUUCUGAUGCCUGGGAGUUUCAGGAAAAUGAGAUUAUGAAUGCCCAAGACAAACUACGUUCAAUACGUGCAAAGUUAUCUGUUUUAGAAGGAAAGAUUGCACUAGCAAUAAUUGAUGCACAGAAGGUUGUGGAGCAGAAACAGAGCAGGAUUGAUGACGCUCAAAGAGCUUUAUGUCUUCUUCGUCCUACUUGCAUAAUUUGGCCUAAUACAGCCACAGAAGUGCUCUUAGCAGGAUCAUUUGAUGGUUGGGCCUCUAAGAGAAAGAUGGAAAAGUCAAAGACAGGAAUAUUCUCUUUAUGCUUGCAAUUGUACCCUGGAGAAUAUGAGAUCAAAUUCAUUGUUGAUGGUGAAUGGCAGAUUGAUCCCCUACGCCCAACUGUUCGGAAUAAUGGGUAUGAGAACAAUGUACUUGUUAUCCACUAAAUGCGUAUAGUCUAACAACAGGCGUGAGAAGAUCUUGUACAGAUUGCAAAUGGAGUCUAUCCUGCAGAAAGAAUUUUUUUUUUUUCCCCUCUGUAAACAGAUAAGAGUAGAUUUGAUUUUUUUGGUCUUUUAGACAUAAAACAGAUAGAGUAGAUUACAGAUGUUAACUCUCAUGAUUCUUUGGUGUACUAGGCUGGGUAGAUGAAGCACCAUCAAUUUUCCCUCUUUCUUUUGAUUUCUUGGUUUGAGGUGUACGGAAAAUGAUAAGAUUCAGUCAAAUAGUUUGUGGAUUGGAGAAGUGUAACGUGGGUUUUAAUCUCAUUUGGAUAUCCAUAUAAACAAAAACUGGUGCCCGAUCUAAUGUGUUAAAGGAUUGGUUUUGAGCCCAGGUUUGAUGUAA